Fonsecaea erecta is the source of this 2388-nucleotide messenger RNA. RefSeq lists its product as hypothetical. Lineage: Eukaryota; Fungi; Ascomycota; Eurotiomycetes; Chaetothyriales; Herpotrichiellaceae. The transcript has a single exon. The record is from RefSeq and is a predicted model, not a curated record. Gene Ontology annotation, molecular function: metalloendopeptidase activity. Gene Ontology annotation, cellular component: mitochondrion. Gene Ontology annotation, biological process: peptide metabolic process. The coding region runs from base 1 to 2388 and encodes 795 amino acids.
AUGCAUAGGGCUCUGCGGCGGCAGCAAUGGACCUGCCCCAGAUGCCUGCGCAAGCAGCAGAGAUUCAAUUCUACUGCCGCUGGAACAGUUGUCGCCGACGAUAACACCUUCGAUGCUUCAUACCUCCACGCGUCUCCCUUCUCCAAGACCCGCAGCGAUCAUGCUCUCCUCCGUGAGAUCUUCAAUAAAAAGACCCUCUCCAAAACGUCAUCCACGCAGAGUUCGGGCCUGAUAGGAAACACUUUUCUGACUCUUCCACAAGGCUUUCAAAAAUUUGCAGAGGCGUCUGUGAUACAAUGCAAGAGACUGGUCGAGAGGACGCUGGCCGCUUCCACGGCGGAGCAAUACAGAGCCAUACCCAGAGACCUUGAUAGACUCAGCGACCUGCUUUGUCGUGUUAUAGAUCUCUCCGAUUUCAUCAGGAGCAUACACCCUAGCAACGAUGUCGCCGCCUCGGCAUCCGCUUCAUACUCACUCAUGUUCCAGUACAUGAAUGAGCUCAAUACGACCACUGGCUUAAAUGAGCAGCUUAAAAGGGCCUGGGCUAUGCCAGAGGUUCAGACCCAAUGGAGCGAAGAGGAGAAAAUGGUUGCACUGCUCCUAAUGAGGGAUUUCGCGAAAUCGGGCAUUCACCUUCCAGAAAAACAGAGGCGACAGUUUGUGUCGUUGUCCAACGACAUCGUACAGCUGGGAACCGACUUCGUCAAUCAGAUGGAUCAUGCAAAGGAGUAUGUGUCAUUCACCGUACGCCAGUUGGACGGUAUAGAUCCAACGCUGGUCCAAGGGUAUAAAAACCACGAAAGAGCACAGAUUCCGGUCUCGAGUAAGUGGUCUAAAAUGGUUCUUAGCUCUGUCAAAGACGCUGCAACGAGGAAAGAAAUGUACAUUGCUGAGAGAAGCGCCUCCAAGAAGACCAUUGCGACACUUGAACAAUUGCUCCUCCGUCGUGCCCAGCUUGCCAAACUCACGGGUUUCGACAACUUCGCACAGAUGGCUCUGAUAGAGAAAAUGGCCAAGACACCAGAGGCUGUGAACAACUUCCUGGAAUCGGUUAAUGCGAAUAACAAGAUACAUAUGCAGAAGGAGCUUGCUCCACUGUUGGAGCUCAAGCGCAAGAUGGACCAAGGCGCGAAGGGAUUGAAUCCGUGGGAUCACCACUAUCUCCUGGCAAAACUAAAUCAAAUGGACAGCGCUUCGGGGCCCCGCACGUCAAAGUCCCGUCUACAGGAAAGUGCGAAAUUUUACUUCGCUCUUGGCCAUGUGAUGCAGGGUCUGUCGAGCCUCUUUGAGUCUCUCUAUGGAGUCCGCUUUGUGCCAAAAGAAACCAAGCAAGGCGAAGUCUGGCACCCGGACGUCAGACGGUUGGAUGUCUACACCGACAAACAAGAGCAUAUUGCCACCAUGUAUUGUGAUUUGUUCUCGCGACCGGGCAAACAGAGCCAUCCCGCCCACUUCACGCUUCUCUGCUCACGAGAAAUCUCGGAGGAAGAGGUCCGCGAGUGUGCAGAACGCAAGGAACUACUGAACAAUGGCAUGCCGACAUUUCUCAGCACCAACCCAACUUCAGGCGUGACUUCUCAUCACCAAAUCCCCAUUAUCGCUCUAGUAUGCGGCUUCCCACAGUCCAGCGUACCCGGCGAACCUCCCCUCCUCUCCCAAUACAGUCUUGUCUCGCUCUUUCACGAAAUGGGCCAUGCUAUCCACAGCGUCCUAGGCCGCACCUCCAUGCAAGGCAUAUCGGGAACACGAGUGGCAACUGAUUUCUCCGAACUGCCUUCUGUUCUCAUGGAAAACUUCGCAACAGAUCCAGCGGUAUUGAAACUCUUUGCGAGACACUGGAAAACCGAUGCACCCAUGCCCGAUGAGAUGCUCAAGGUACUUGCUGAAGAAGGGUCCAAAGAAGCGUCGAGACAGGGUGCGUGGAAUAACGAAAGCCAGAUCCUCAUGAGUAUCUUGGAUCAGGUGUACCAUGGGGAUGGGCCUGUCCAAGCCCUCCGGAGCGGGCGGUACGACUCGACCGCUGUAUAUUACGACGUAUGGAACAAGCAUGGCUCCGUGCCCGAGCCGUGGGGUACAUCAUGGCAAGGCUUCUUCGGCCACCUUCACGGCUACGGCGCCAGCUACUAUUCGUACCUGUUCGACACGGCCAUCGCGCGACGCGUGUGGACAAACGUCUUCCGCAGCGGUGAGGACAAUGGCGCGAUCGACCGUGCCAGUGGAGAGAGGUUCAAAGAGGAGGUUCUAAAGUGGGGUGGCGGUCGGGAUCCCUGGCUCUGCCUCGAGGGAUUGCUUGGAGAGGGAAAGGGUGUGUUGGCAGAAGGCGGAGAGGAGGCCAUGUUAGAGGUGGGAAGAUGGGGAGUUGGUGUCGGAGCUGCCACCCUCGAUUAA